This is a messenger RNA of Hibiscus syriacus, 608 nucleotides long. Its product is annotated as peptidyl-tRNA hydrolase 2, mitochondrial-like. The record is from RefSeq and is a predicted model, not a curated record. NCBI's taxonomy places the organism in Eukaryota, Viridiplantae, Streptophyta, Magnoliopsida, Malvales, Malvaceae. The transcript has 7 exons. Gene Ontology annotation, molecular function: peptidyl-tRNA hydrolase activity. Gene Ontology annotation, cellular component: cytosol; mitochondrion. The coding region runs from base 34 to 573 and encodes 179 amino acids.
GGACAAAGGGGGCAUUGUCGUUGGUUCUUUAAAAUGGUGGGUCUGUCAUGGUUGAGUGCCAUCCUAGUUGGGGCUGGCUGUCUUGCCUUGGGGUAUUGCAUUGGUAGGCACCAUCCUACUUAUUUAUUUCUCUCAUCUAGAGGAACUAAAGAUACUGCAUUCUCUAAAGAAAAUAAGAAGAUCAUAGAACCCUUGGAAAUCGAAAAGUUGGCUGACAUUCUAGAGGAUUUUAAAAUGGUAUUGGUUGUAAGAAAUGAUCUUAAUAUGGGUAAAGGGAAAUUUGCUACCCAGUGCAGUCAUGCGACUUUGGGUCUUUACAAAAAUAUCCUACACCAAACACCAAAAGCUUUGAACGGGUGGGAGAUGUGUGCUCAACCGAAGGUGGUUGUGAAAAUUGAUAGCGAGGAAGAUAUGCUAGUUUUGCAAGAGAGGGCAAAAUCACUAAACAUACCGACACAUAUCACCAUUGAUGCAGGGAGAACUCAGAUUGCUCCAAAUUCGAGGACGGUGAUGGCUAUUCUUGGACCUAUAGAAAUGGUGGAUGAUGUAACUGGUGGGCUGAAGCUGUUGUAACAACUUCGAUUUCUUUCUUGGGUAAAGUACAUAAA